AAGCUUCACGAGCUACAAAGGAGAAAAAUGAAUUUGAUAUACAAAGUUCUUCUCUUACUAGCUCUAUGCAUUUGCAAUGCAGAAUCUGCAGAUCCUUCAGGGGAAUUCUGCAACAGAGACACUAACAUUAGCAGAAAUAGCCAAAUGUCGGCAAAUAUAGAUCGCUUGUUAUCUGAAUUGGUUUCCAAAACAGCCUCCAACGGUUUUAUUGCCACUUCCUUUGGUAAAGGGAAAGACACAGUUUUCGGCCUGGCUCAAUGCAGAGGGGAUGUGAGCAGCACAGACUGCUCAACCUGUAUCCAAGAUGCAGCAAAUCAAAUACGGAAACGUUGUCCAAACCAAGCCGACGCAAGACUUUGGUAUGAGUAUUGCUUUUUGCGUUACAACAAUAAGAGCUUCAUUGGAGAAGUCGAUACAUAUUCUUUUAGUAUAGUCUAUUUCAAUGUAGACAAUGUAACAGACCCUGAAAAUUUCAACAAAGAACUCGGAGUUCUAAUGGAUGAAAUUAGAGCACGAGCUGUCGAGCCUAAGAAUGAGGGGCUUGGGAAAGGUGACACCAAAUUGUCACCGUUUGUGACACUUUAUGCGUUGGUUCAGUGCACAAGGGACCUUUCUCAGAUAGGCUGUGCUCAGUGUUUGGCCAUUGCUGUUGCCAAUUUCGAAACCUUUUGCGAAAACCGGAAGGGAUGCCGAGUUCUAUAUAGUAGUUGUUAUGUCCGAUAUGAGCUCUACCCAUUUUUCUUUCCACUUGGUUCAAACAAUACCAUGGCUGAUACUCUAAUGGCCAUAGUUCAUCCAUAAAUAGUCUUAGCCUCUCUCUGUGAUCCUGAGGGUUCUAUUUUAGAGAUUCUAAAUGACAAGAAUUCUGAAUUUAUGGUCUUCAUUUCGGGUCUUUUCUAGUUUAUUGUUCUGUUUCAUGCUUGAUUUUAUUGGCUGCAGUUCUAUCAUGUAGUGGACUUUCAUGUACAAUUUUCUCCAUCUAAGUAGUCACUAGAUGACAGAAGGACUAUGGAUAUUAGCUACUCCGUACUCGCAAGCUAAUGUUGUAUGUGGAGCACACAGGCUUAUACUUGCAGCUGCAGAACGAUUCAAGUCCCCAAAAGGGUCAUCAUGAAGUACAAAGAGGUGGUAGAAAGCAUAUAUCUCAUAAAAUACAAACAUCAUGUUGUAUUCGUAACGAAAU
Juglans microcarpa x Juglans regia is the source of this 1183-nucleotide messenger RNA. Its product is annotated as cysteine-rich repeat secretory protein 55-like. Lineage: Eukaryota; Viridiplantae; Streptophyta; Magnoliopsida; Fagales; Juglandaceae. The coding region runs from base 28 to 801 and encodes 257 amino acids. The record is from RefSeq and is a predicted model, not a curated record. The transcript has a single exon.